AUGAAAAGAAAGAAACUUGUUGCAAUCAGAUGACUAGAAACAUGAAUUCUGCAACACAUACUUUGUUUACGCCAGACUAUAGUCACCUUACUGGAUUUAUUAAGCAUUUAAAUGCAGAUGAAUUGAAAGAUAUUUUAAACAAUGACGAAAAAUCAGAGGACAUAAUUAAAGACUUGAAGCAGGUUAAAGAUAUAGAAGCAGAAAGAGAGAUGCUUAUAGCAAGUAACAGGAGUAUUUCAGAAUACAACUUAUCAAAGAAAGACAUUAUUCAAGAGCAAAAGAAAGAACUCGAUGAAUCAUAUCAAAGAGCUCUUGAAUUAAAAACACUAUUGUUAAAAUCUAAGAGCCAAAUAGAAUCCAAAAUCGGAGUUCAAUCUGAAGAAACUAUCCUAGCUUUACUGCAAGCUGCAACUUCUGAAAUUGAUGAAGAAGCAGAGGCUACUGUUGAUGUCUUUUUGAAAGGGGAAAUCACUGUUGAAGACUUCCUAGAAAAAUAUCUAGAACUAAGAAAAUUGGCUCAUCUGCGGAGGAUCAAGUCUGAAAAGCUAGCAAAAUUGUUGCAGGAUGGCGGAAACAUAACUUCAACCCCACCAACCCGCCCUAACAGGCACAGAAAAGCUCCUCCUCCACCACCCGUAUCAAAUAAUUUUGUCCCACCUAACUCUAACUUUUCCCCUAAUCAAAAUAAUUCUUUCAUGCCUAUGAGGCAGGCUCCUUAUCCACCUGCACCUCCACAAAUCCCAAGCGCUCACAAUGUUCCUUAUUUUGGUGCUCAAGCUGCAACUCCUUUUCCUGCCCAGACUGCUCCUUAUCCUGCUAUGUAUCCUAACCCAUCGGCCUCUUUCUCAUACUGUUCCCCAUAUCCACGCCAUCCAGCUGUCCCAAACCUAAGAUACCCCCAGCACAAGUAAAGAAA
Molecule: messenger RNA, 916 nt
Organism: Uloborus diversus
Lineage: Eukaryota; Metazoa; Arthropoda; Arachnida; Araneae; Uloboridae
Product: vacuolar protein sorting-associated protein 37B-like
Exons: 5
Coding region: 30-911 (293 amino acids)
Biological process (GO): protein targeting to membrane; ubiquitin-dependent protein catabolic process via the multivesicular body sorting pathway; protein targeting to vacuole
Cellular component (GO): ESCRT I complex
Source: RefSeq, a predicted model, not a curated record